AUGGUAGGCUUCGAAGUAGGCGCAGUCCCUUUCAAUCCCGACGGUUGGGGCCCUCCGGAAUCCGCCUCCGCCGCGCUAUCCGUUUCCAACCACCCCUCCAACGUACCCUUUUCCCCCUUCUCCCGCUCCGAGAAACUUGGCCGGAUCGCCGACUGGACCAGAAACCUCAAUAACCAGGCCCGGCCGGGAUCUAAACAGGUCGGCUACCACCCCUCCGACUCCGCCUUCGAUUUCUCCGGCGACGACUCGUUCGCCACCCUCGCCGCCGACGAGGACGCCUCCUUCCGCCUCGUCGACACCUCCGCGAAAUCCCACCACUACAACCCCAACCGCCCCAAGUUCAACCCCAGGUGGCGGUUCAACCCCCACCACGCCCGGUCCCAGCUCCCGCAGCGCCGCGACGAGGAGGUCGAGGCCCGCAAGCGCGAGGCCGAGAAGGAGCGCGCCCGCCGUGACAGGAUGUACAACAACCGCUCCCAGAUGCCCCAGCGCCGUGAGUCCUCCGUUUUCAAGUCGUCGGUCGACAUUCAGCCGGAGUGGAACAUGCUGGAUCAGAUCCCCUUCUCCACCUUCUCCAAGCUGUCCUUUUCUGUUCCCGAGCCUGAGGACAUGCUGAUUUGCGGCGGGCUCGAAUUUUAUGACAGGUCUUAUGAUCGGAUUACUCCCAAGAACUGCCGACAUUUGGAGCGUUUCAAGAACCGGAAUUUCUUCAAGGUCACCACCACCGAUGAUCCGGUCAUCAGGCGCUUGGCGAAGGAGGAUAAAGCUACAGUCUUUGCCAGUGAUUUUAUCCUGUCCACGCUAAUGUGCGCCCCAAGAUCGGUUUACUCGUGGGAUAUUGUUGUCCUGCGUGUUGGGAAUAAGCUUUUCUUUGAUAAGAGGGAUGGGUCACAGCUGGACUUUCUUUCUGUGCACGAGACAUCUCAGGAGCCAUUGCCUGAUGUGAAGGAUGAUAUUAACUCCAUCCACUCGUUGAGUGUGGAAGCUGCUUGCAUCAACCAGAACUUUUCUCAGCAGGCUCUUAUUAGGGAUGGGAAUAAGGUGACUUUUGAAGAGCCCAACCCGUUCGCUAACGAGGGCGAAGAAGUUGCUUCGGUUGCUUAUAGGUACAGAAGGUGGAAGUUGGAUAAUGAUAUGUAUCUGGUGUCGAGGUGUGAAGUGCAGAGUGUGCUAGAUAUGAAUAAUCAGAGGUCCUUCUUGACUCUGAACGCUUUGAAUGAGUUCGACCCGAAGUAUUCGGGUGUCGACUGGAGACAAAAACUCGAGACACAGAGGGGUGCUGUUUUGGCCACUGAAUUGAAAAACAAUGCGAAUAAGUUAGCUAAAUGGACUGCUCAGGCUCUGUUGGCCGGUGCAGAUAUGAUGAAGCUGGGGUAUGUUUCGAGGGUUCACCCUAGGGAUCAUUAUAAUCAUGUGAUAUUGGCAGUUGUGGGGUACAAGCCCAGGGAUUUUGCUGCACAGAUCAAUCUGAAUACUUCUAACAUGUGGGGUAUUGUAAAGAGUAUUGUGGACUUGUGUAUGAAGUUGAAGGAGGGAAAGUAUGUGCUUGUUAAGGAUCCAUCUAAGCCACAGGUGAGGAUUUAUGAUGUUCCACUGAAUGCUUUUGAAAAUGAGUAUAUGGAUGAGCCAUUGCCGGAGGAGGAGCAGGUUCAACCUCCUGCUGAGGAUGCCGAUGGCUUGGAUGCAAAUGCAGCCAUAUCUGAUUCGGAGGAUGAGGAUGUUAAAAUUGAAGCUGCUGUUGCUUAA
Molecule: messenger RNA, 1746 nt
Organism: Striga hermonthica
Lineage: Eukaryota; Viridiplantae; Streptophyta; Magnoliopsida; Lamiales; Orobanchaceae
Source: the annotation of a GenBank genome assembly